AUGUCGGGAAGUUUCUGGACGUCUACCCAAAGGCAUCAUUGGCAAUACACCAAGGCGUCAUUGGCCAAAGAAAGACAGAAGCUAUGGUUAUUAGAGUGCCAGCUGUUCCCUCAGGGCUUGAAUAUCGUUAUGGAUUCAAAGCAGAACGGUAUUGAACAGUCUAUCACCAAGAAUAUACCAAUAACUCACCGAGAUUUACACUAUGAUAAGGAUUAUAAUCUUAGAAUCUAUUGCUAUUUCCUGAUAAUGAAACUUGGGAGGAGACUAAACAUACGGCAGUAUGCUUUGGCUACAGCUCACAUUUACCUUUCGCGAUUUUUAAUAAAGGCCUCAGUUAGAGAAAUCAAUCUGUACAUGCUGGUUACUACGUGCGUAUAUUUAGCCUGUAAAGUUGAAGAAUGCCCGCAAUAUAUUAGAACUUUGGUAAGUGAAGCUCGUACACUAUGGCCCGAAUUCAUUCCUCCUGAUCCUACUAAAGUUACCGAGUUUGAAUUUUACUUACUUGAAGAGCUAGAAAGUUAUCUAAUUGUCCAUCAUCCUUAUCAAUCCUUGAAGCAAAUUGUCGAAGCCUUAAAGCAACCACCUUUCCAAAUAACCUUGUCCUCCGAAGAUUUGCAAAACUGUUGGUCAUUGAUCAAUGAUAGCUACAUCAACGACGUCCACUUACUGUACCCGCCUCAUAUUAUUGCUGUGGCAUGUUUAUUCAUUACAAUUUCUAUACAUGGAAAACCAACAAAAGAAUCAUCGUUGGCAUCAGUGGCCUCUAAAGUCAUCAGGGAUUCUAAACUGCCUAGCACUCCUGCUCAAAUAGCCUUCAAUCGUUUUCUGGCUGAAUCUCUGGUAGAUCUAGAGGAAGUCAUGGAUACAAUUCAAGAACAAAUUACAUUAUACGAUCAUUGGGACAAGUAUCAUGAACAAUGGAUAAAGUUUUUGCUACAUACUUUGUAUCUGAGGCCAGCCUCCGCGAAUUAA
This is a messenger RNA of Saccharomyces kudriavzevii IFO 1802, 972 nucleotides long. It is a transcript of the gene SSN8, whose product is annotated as cyclin-dependent protein serine/threonine kinase regulator SSN8. NCBI's taxonomy places the organism in Eukaryota, Fungi, Ascomycota, Saccharomycetes, Saccharomycetales, Saccharomycetaceae. Gene Ontology annotation, cellular component: nucleus; mediator complex. The record is from RefSeq and is a predicted model, not a curated record. The transcript has a single exon. Gene Ontology annotation, molecular function: cyclin-dependent protein serine/threonine kinase regulator activity. Bases 1 to 972 code for a protein of 323 amino acids. Gene Ontology annotation, biological process: positive regulation of transcription by RNA polymerase II.